UUUACUACACUGACCCUGCUGCUGGGGACAACAAAGUUGAUUUGACAUGAUGCUCGCUGCACCUGGCCCUGGAAUUGUCGUAUUAUUUGCUUGGCUCUCUCCAAGUUACGCUCUCUAUUUUCACAUUGGAGAGACGGAGAAAAAAUGCUUUAUAGAGGAAAUUCCAGAUGAGACUAUGGUUAUUGGGAAAUACAGGACUCAGCUGUGGGACAAGCAGACGGGAUCCUUCCUCCCAGCCACCCCUGGCCUUGGAAUGCAUGUGGAGAUCAAGGAUUCGGAUACUAAGAUAAUCCUGUCUCGUCAGUAUGGGUCAGAUGGACGGUUCACCUUUACGUCCCAUACACCAGGCGCGCAUCAGAUCUGCCUGCACUCCAACUCCACCAAGAUGGCCCUCUUCGCUGGCGGCAAACUGAGAGUCCACCUGGAUAUUCAGGUUGGUGAACAUACCAACAACUACCCCGAAAUCGCAGCAAAAGACAAGCUCACAGAGCUGCAAUUAAGAGCUCGACAAUUACUGGACCAAGUAGAACAAAUCCAGAAAGAGCAAAACUAUCAGCAGUAUCGUGAGGAGCGGUUCCGCAUGACGAGUGAGAGCACUAACCAGCGUGUGCUUUGGUGGUCUAUAGCUCAGACACUUAUCCUCCUCACCACUGGCAUCUGGCAGAUGAAGCACCUCAAGAGCUUCUUUGAGGCCAAGAAGUUGGUGUAAUGCCCACAGUACAUCACUGAUUGAGUUCCAAGACAGGAGUUACACCCAUACGGAGCGAACUGGUAGAGAGAGAUGCUGUUGUGACUAGUAGAGAUGCUUAAACCUGGGAAGCAAAUUAAUUGAGAACAUUCAGUGUGUUAUGUAUUGUCCAUUAUGAAUUAUUCUGAUCAGUAAGCAAGCACCUUACUGUGUCCAUUUCCUUGUAUUUUUUCUCCAACCUUUGUUUUAUAUCAACUUUGUUGGACUGCACAAAAGGAGUGGCAAAUGUAACUUUCAAUUUUGUUUCACUUUGCAUUAAGCAGUCACAGAUCUGGACUAUAAUUUUGUAGAUUUGUCUUUCUGCAUACUGUAUACUUUUGGUGUAAACACUUCUAUUUGGAGUAGAUUAUUGUGAUUUAGUCUAAAAAUGAUUAUAGCAGAGCUAAUAAUAGUUUUAGCUCAAUGACUAACCUGUUCACUCCAAAACACCAGUUCACAAACAGAAUGGCAUGCACGUUCUUAACUUCUGUUGAAGAGCAAUAUCAUUCCAGGAAACAGGGUAUUAUUGAUUUUUAGAGGAUGGUCCAAGCAGCACCGUUUUUUUUCAAAGACCAACAUGUUUGAAUCAGGUGCAGAUUACAUUUGAAUGUUAUGUAAUGAAGGUCUAUGAUAAAAUACCCUAGAGUUAUUCAAAACUGAUCUAGGUUAAGAUCUAGAUAUCAGUAAGAUGUGAAUACAAUAUUUCGAUGACAAUACAGUAGUAUGAUGAGGUAUACAUUCACAAGGUUUUUACUUUUGGUUGGCUGUCAUUUCAAUGUAUGCAAUAACAAUGGAAAAAGUAAAUGAUUCUCAUGUG
Coregonus clupeaformis (lake whitefish) is the source of this 1544-nucleotide messenger RNA. Its product is annotated as transmembrane emp24 domain-containing protein 4-like. The record is from RefSeq and is a predicted model, not a curated record. Gene Ontology annotation, cellular component: endoplasmic reticulum; COPII-coated ER to Golgi transport vesicle; Golgi apparatus. The transcript has 5 exons. Lineage: Eukaryota; Metazoa; Chordata; Actinopteri; Salmoniformes; Salmonidae. Gene Ontology annotation, biological process: intracellular protein transport; Golgi organization; endoplasmic reticulum to Golgi vesicle-mediated transport. Bases 47 to 709 code for a protein of 220 amino acids.